AUGUUGGCCUGUCAUCCUGCAAAAAUGUUAUCGUUUAACCGAUUAAUUAGUGAUGGAGAUUUGGUUAUUGUUUAUGAAAAGCAUGACAGCAUGAAGGCUGUAACCGUGUGUGAGGGUUCAGUCCUGCAGAAUCGUUUUGGUGUUUUUAAACAUUCAGAUUGGAUAGGAAAACCGUUUGGGUCUAAAGUAUUUAGCAGUAAGGGUGGUUUUGUGCACUUGUUAGCUCCCACACCAGAAUUGUGGACUAUGGUAUUAAACCACAGGACUCAGAUUCUCUAUAUUGCGGAUAUUAGUUUUGUUAUCAUGUACUUGGAGGUUGUUCCUGGUUGCGUGGUUCUUGAAUCUGGAACUGGUAGUGGAUCUUUGACUACUUCACUUGCAAGGGCAGUUGCUCCUUCAGGACACGUCAAUACCUUUGAUUUCCAUGAACAAAGGGCUGAAUCAGCUAGGGCUGAUUUUGAGAGAACAGGUCUAAGCAGCUUAGUCACUGUGAAAGUUAGGGACAUUCAGGGUGAAGGAUUCCCUGAUGAUUUUUCAGGCAUGGCUGACUCUGUAUUUCUGGAUCUACCUCAACCUUGGCUUGCCAUCCCUUCAGCGGCAAAAGUGUUAAGAAAUGAUGGCACAUUCUGCUCUUUCUCUCCUUGUAUUGAACAAGUACAACGAACAUGUGAAACACUCCGAACCCAUUUCACAGAUAUAAGGACAUUUGAGAUACUGUUACGCACGUAUGAAGUUCGGCAAGAGAAAAUGCAAAGCUCACGUGAGGAUGGUAAUGAUUCUAAUGGUUCUCUUCCUAGCAAGAGGAGACAAUGCUCUGAUGGAAGCUAUGUACUCGGCAGCUGUCCUUCUAUUUCUUCUGUCAUGGCUAGACCUUGUGGUGAAGCUCGAGGUCACACAGGCUAUUUGACAUUUGCAAGAGUUAAAUGUGUCUCAUGA
Molecule: messenger RNA, 936 nt
Organism: Sphenostylis stenocarpa
Lineage: Eukaryota; Viridiplantae; Streptophyta; Magnoliopsida; Fabales; Fabaceae
Source: the annotation of a GenBank genome assembly